Molecule: messenger RNA, 13986 nt
Organism: Asterias rubens (European starfish)
Lineage: Eukaryota; Metazoa; Echinodermata; Asteroidea; Forcipulatida; Asteriidae
Exons: 54
Coding region: 56-11659 (3867 amino acids)
Molecular function (GO): calcium ion binding
Source: RefSeq, a predicted model, not a curated record
GCAUUCUCGUUGGUAUCACCCCCGGUAUUCUGGUACCGUUAAAAGACCUGAAAGCAUGGGGCGGCAACUGAUUUUGAGCAUGGCCUUUUUGGUCUUGGUGGCACAUCAAACACUUGCACAGGAGUGUGCUGUUAACCAGUGUGACAAUGGCGAGACGUGCUACACUAGAAACAGCGCAGAGGGCUACGUGUGCGAAUGCAACCUGCCAUUCAGAGACAACUACAACUGUGCUGCUGGACCUGAUAACCAGGAAAUUUACACCUGCUACGGAAGUUCCUGCGCUACGGGCACCUUCGUCAGUAAAAACUACCCCUCGGCCUAUCCCAACCGGUACCGCGCCUUGUACCUUCUUUACAUCCCAGGGGCUAAUGGGGUCCGUUUCACCUUCAACAAUGUCUUUGGCAUCGAGACGGACAAAGAUGAACUGUACAUUGGUAGAGGCCUCACUGUUGACUUUGACUCUUUGAAUGGCGUCAGCUCGGUCAACCCAGAUGUGUUCUUCUUUGAGGGGUUCGCCCAGCCCGCCGAUUUCGUUGUUCCUGACACCGAUACUGUCUGGAUGUACUUCAUUACUGAUAAGAACCUUGAGUUCAGUGGUUUCUCCGUAUCUUGGCAGCCAGUUGAUACUGCUGCACCUGUAAUCACCAACUGUCCAUCAGACAUCACUCAGGCCUCCGCAUUAAACCAGGCAACCCAGGUAUUCUGGACUGCCCCAACUGCAACGGAUGCGUCUGAAUUCACCACUAGCGUUUCUCACUUUCCUGGGACUGCCUUCCCAGUGGGGUCAACUACUGUGACUUACCUCUUCACUGACACUCUUGGCAACAGCAACGCUUGUUCCUUCACAGUCAAUGUUUUAUUUGUUGAUUCCACUCCGCCAGUUAUCACUGGAUGCCCAAGCAAUAUUAUUGUUUCGUCAUCCAGCAACCAGGGCACUUCAGUGUUUUGGACUGCGCCGACUGCCACAGAUAUCUCACAGGUCUCUACACAGGCUUCCAAUGUGCCUGGAGACAACUUCUCUAUUGGCAACACACAGGUUUCAUAUCUCUUCACUGAUGCAUCGGGCAAUACUGCAGUGUGCUCAUUUCAAGUGACUGUACAGUUUGUGGAUAAUACCCCUCCAACGGUAUCAAACUGUCCCCAGUCCUUUACCCGCACUGCAUCCUUUGGUGUGUCGUCCAUUGCGGUCUCCUGGGUUGAGCCAACAGCUACCGACAACCUGGGCACGCCAACCCUUAGCAUUCAAUCCCCAGUACCCGGCAGCCAGUUCGCUGUUGGACAAACAACUUCAGUGUUGUACAGAUGGACGGACUCAUCUGGAAACACAGCAGAUUGCAGUUUUGACGUGACAGUCAUAUCGCUUGCUGAUAACGAUGCCCCAGUGGUAACCUUUUGCCCGGAUGAUAUCACCAUGUUCGUCCCCUUCCUGAGUACCGGUACCACGGUCUCAUGGACUGCACCAACAGCCGACGACAACUCUGGUGCAUUUGAAACCACGCAGACACACGCCUCUGGGACAUUUUUUGCCACCGGUGUUAGCGUUCCCGUCACCUACACUUUCACAGACGCCUCCAAUAAUCAGGCAACAUGUACUUUCACUGUUAGAGUGUUCCAGCAGAACGAUAACACGGCACCAAUAGUCAGUAACUGCCCAGACAACCAGGCCGUCACUGUACCCUUUGGGAGCACAGGGACCACUGUGUCUUGGAAUGAGCCCACAGUUACUGAUAACUCUGGAGCAUUCACAACCACCCAGACCAGAGACUCUGGAACUUUCUUCAACAGUGGAACACAGACCCAGGUUACGUACACAUUCACUGACGCUGCCAACAACCAGGCUUUCUGUUCGUUCACUGUGACUGUAGUAUCAUUAGGUGACACUUCUGCUCCAUCUGUGACCUCCUGCCCAGCAGACAUAACCAUGUUUGUCCCAUUCCUAAACCCUGGAACAACAGUGGCAUGGACCGAGCCAUCGGUAAAUGAUGACUCUGGUGCCUUUGAUACCACACAAACACGUACCUCUGGAUCAUUCUUUAGUAUUGGUGACUCUUCGGUUGUCUACACUUUCACUGAUGCUGCUGGAAACCAAGCUACUUGUGAAUUCCUUGUCAGAGUUAUCCAACAAGGAGAUAAUGAAGCCCCACUUGUUGCAGUUUGUCCUGAGAGUACCUCAGUGACAGUUCCCUUCCAGAGCACAGGGACCACUGUGUCUUGGAAUGAGCCCACAGUUACUGAUAACUCUGGAGCAUUCACAACCACACAGACACGAGAAUCAGGAACUUUUUUUAACAGUGGGACACAGACCCAGGUUACCUACACAUUCACUGACGCUGCCAAUAACCAGGCUUUCUGUACAUUCACUGUGACUGUAGUAUCAUUAGGUGACACUUCAGCUCCAUCUGUGACCUCCUGCCCAGCAGACAUAACCAUGUUUGUCCCAUUCCUAAACCCUGGAACAACAGUGACAUGGACCGAGCCAUCGGUAAAUGAUAACUCUGGUGCCUUUGAUACAACACAGACACGUACCUCUGGAUCAUUCUUUAGUAUUGGUGACUCUUCGGUUGUCUACACUUUCACUGAUGCUGCUGGAAACCAAGCUACUUGUGAAUUCCUUGUCAGAGUUAUCCAACAAGGAGAUAAUGAAGCCCCACUUGUUGCAGUUUGUCCUGAGAGUACCUCAGUGACAGUUCCCUUCCAGAGCACAGGGACCACUGUGUCUUGGAAUGAGCCCACAGUUACUGAUAACUCUGGAGCAUUCACAACCACACAGACACGAGAAUCAGGAACUUUUUUUAACAGUGGGACACAGACCCAGGUUACCUACACAUUCACUGACGCUGCCAAUAACCAGGCUUUCUGUACAUUCACUGUGACUGUAGUAUCAUUAGGUGACACUUCAGCUCCAGCUGUGACCUUCUGCCCAGCAGACAUAACCAUGUUUGUCCCAUUCCUAAACCCUGGAACAACAGUGACAUGGACCGAGCCAUCGGUAAAUGAUAACUCUGGUGCCUUUGAUACCACACAGACACGUACCUCUGGAUCAUUCUUUAGUAUUGGUGACUCUUCGGUUGUCUACACUUUCACUGAUGCUGCUGGAAACCAAGCUACUUGUGAAUUCCUUGUCAGAGUUAUCCAACAAGGAGAUAAUGAAGCCCCACUUGUUGCAGUUUGUCCUGAGAGUACCUCGGUGACAGUUCCCUUCCAGAGCACAGGGACCACUGUGUCUUGGAAUGAGCCCACAGUUACUGAUAACUCUGGAGCAUUCACAACCACACAGACACGAGAAUCAGGAACUUUUUUUAACAGUGGGACACAGACCCAGGUUACCUACACAUUCACUGACGCUGCCAAUAACCAGGCUUUCUGUACAUUCACUGUGACUGUAGUAUCAUUAGGUGACACUUCAGCUCCAUCUGUGAUUUCCUGCCCAGCAGACAUAACCAUGUUUGUCCCAUUCCUAAACCCUGGAACAACAGUGACAUGGACCGAGCCAUCGGUAGAUGAUAACUCUGGUGCCUUUGAUACCACACAGACACGUACCUCUGGAUCAUUCUUUAGUAUUGGUGACUCUUCGGUUGUCUACACUUUCACUGAUGCUGCUGGAAACCAAGCUACUUGUGAAUUCCUUGUCAGAGUUAUCCAACAAGGAGAUAAUGAAGCCCCACUUGUUGCAGUUUGUCCUGAGAGUACCUCAGUGACAGUUCCCUUCCAGAGCACAGGGACCACUGUGUCUUGGAAUGAGCCCACAGUUACUGAUAACUCUGGAGCAUUCACAACCACACAGACCAGAGAAUCAGGAACUUUUUUUAACAGUGGGACACAGACCCAGGUUACCUACACAUUCACUGACGCUGCCAAUAACCAGGCUUUCUGUACAUUCACUGUGACUGUAGUAUCAUUAGGUGACACUUCAGCUCCAUCUGUGACCUCCUGCCCAGCAGACAUAACCAUGUUUGUCCCAUUCCUAAACCCUGGAACAACAGUGACAUGGACCGAGCCAUCGGUAAAUGAUAACUCUGGUGCCUUUGAUACAACACAGACACGUACCUCUGGAUCAUUCUUUAGUAUUGGUGACUCUUCGGUUGUCUACACUUUCACUGAUGCUGCUGGAAACCAAGCUACUUGUGAAUUCCUUGUCAGAGUUAUCCAACAAGGAGAUAAUGAAGCCCCACUUGUUGCAGUUUGUCCUGAGAGUACCUCAGUGACAGUUCCCUUCCAGAGCACAGGGACCACUGUGUCUUGGAAUGAGCCCACAGUUACUGAUAACUCUGGAGCAUUCACAACCACACAGACACGAGAAUCAGGAACUUUUUUUAACAGUGGGACACAGACCCAGGUUACCUACACAUUCACUGACGCUGCCAAUAACCAGGCUUUCUGUACAUUCACUGUGACUGUAGUAUCAUUAGGUGACACUUCAGCUCCAUCUGUGACCUCCUGCCCAGCAGACAUAACCAUGUUUGUCCCAUUCCUAAACCCUGGAACAACAGUGACAUGGACCGAGCCAUCGGUAAAUGAUAACUCUGGUGCCUUUGAUACCACACAGACACGUACCUCUGGAUCAUUCUUUAGUAUUGGUGACUCUUCGGUUGUCUACACUUUCACUGAUGCUGCUGGAAACCAAGCUACUUGUGAAUUCCUUGUCAGAGUUAUCCAACAAGGAGAUAAUGAAGCCCCACUUGUUGCAGUUUGUCCUGAGAGUACCUCAGUGACAGUUCCCUUCCAGAGCACAGGGACCACUGUGUCUUGGAAUGAGCCCACAGUUACUGAUAACUCUGGAGCAUUCACAACCACACAGACCAGAGAAUCAGGAACUUUUUUUAACAGUGGGACACAGACUCAGGUUACCUACACAUUCACUGACGCUGCCAAUAACCAGGCUUUCUGUACAUUCACUGUGACUGUAGUAUCAUUAGGUGACACUUCAGCUCCAUCUGUGACCUCCUGCCCAGCAGACAUAACCAUGUUUGUCCCAUUCCUAAACCCUGGAACAACAGUGACAUGGACCGAGCCAUCGGUAAAUGAUAACUCUGGUGCCUUUGAUACAACACAGACACGUACCUCUGGAUCAUUUUUUAGUAUUGGUGACUCUUCGGUUGUCUACACUUUCACUGAUGCUGCUGGAAACCAAGCUACUUGUGAAUUCCUUGUCAGAGUUAUCCAACAAGGAGAUAAUGAAGCCCCACUUGUUGCAGUUUGUCCUGAGAGUACCUCAGUGACAGUUCCCUUCCAGAGCACAGGGACCACUGUGUCUUGGAAUGAGCCCACAGUUACUGAUAACUCUGGAGCAUUCACAACCACACAGACCAGAGAAUCAGGAACUUUCUUUAACAGUGGGACACAGACCCAGGUUACCUACACAUUCACUGACGCUGCCAAUAACCAGGCUUUCUGUACAUUCACUGUGACCGUUGUACCUUUAGGUGAUACCAAUCCACCAAUCGUCGCCAACUGCCCAAGUGAUAUUACAGAGGUAGUGCCCUUCCUCAUCAGUGGAACAGCAGUCACAUGGACUGAGCCGGUUGUCAGUGACAAUUCAGGUUCCUUUGAGACCUCUCAGACAGUGACGUCAGGGUCUUUCUUUGCGAGUGGCAUAGACACUGUUGUCACUUACACCUUCAGGGAUGCAGCUGGCAAUGAAGCAGUUUGUGUAUUUACCGUCAGAGUGAUCCAACAAACUGACAUGACACCACCGAUGGUCGCAAACUGCCCCGAGAGUAUCUCUGUCACCGUGCCUUUCCAGAGCUCUGGAACAACAGUAAACUGGAAUGAGCCGGUCGUGACAGACAACUCCGGAGCAUUCACCAUUGACCAGACACACCAAUCGGGAGACUUGUUUGCAAGUAACACACAGACUACCAUCACGUACACAUUCACCGAUAAUGCUAACAACCAAGCCGCCUGCUCCUUUACAGUUACUGUAGUACCCCUGGGUGAUACCGUCCCACCUCGUGUGGACUUCUGCCCACAAGAUAUCACAGAAUUUGUGCCCUUCCUGACCUCUGGAACAUCAGUGACAUGGACCGCGCCAACUGUAUUUGAUAACUCUGGUGCCUUUGAUACCACACAGACACGCGCCUCGGGAUCAUUCUUUAGUGUUGGUGACUCUCCGGUUGUCUACACUUUCACUGAUGCUGCUGGAAACCAAAAUACCUGUUCAUUUGUUGUCAGGGUUAUUCAGCAAGGUGAUACACUUCCUCCAGUUGUCGUCCUUUGCCCCGACAGCGUCGCUGUCACAGUUCCAUACCAGAGCACUGGGACCUCCAUCUCAUGGAAUGAGCCCACAGCUACUGAUAACUCUGGAGCAUUCACAACCACCCAGACCGUAGAUUCUGGAACUUUCUUCAACACUGGAACACAGACCCAGGUUACCUACACAUUCACUGACACUGCCAACAACCAGGCUUUCUGUACAUUCACUGUGACUGUAACUGAGCAAGCUGAUCCGGAACCACCUAUGGUUGUUUGCCCCUCGAACCAAAACGAAGUGAUUCAGUUUGGUGCUGGUGGAGCGGUCAUCACCUGGAACAACCCAACAGUUAGCGACAACUCUGGUAGCUUCAGUCUGAUCGAGAGCAGCCACAACUCUGGGAACUUCCUCCCCACCGGGCAGACUGUCGUAACGUACCGUUACGCAGAUGAUGCCGGAAAUGAGAACUCUUGCAGCUUUGUUGUGAAUAUCGUUGAAGUGGACUCCAUUCCUCCAGUGCUAACAUCCUGCCCCGGCAACCUCGUAGAACAGGUUCAGUUUGGCGUGUCCGGCACCACAGCUACCUGGGAGGAGCCCACGGCCACUGAUAACACCGGCCAGACAGUGGUCAUCUCCCAGAGAAACUUCCUGCCCGGGUCCUUCUUCCCUGUGGGUGGCACCACCGUUACCUAUGUACUGAUGGACCCAUCUGGGAACGAGGUUACAUGCCAGUUCAUUGUUACUGUCAUCGCUGUUGAUUCACUCCCGCCAACCCUCCUCUUCUGCCCUUCGGACAUCGUCAGGACCGUAGUGGCUGGCGACGCACCGGUUCCUGUCAACUUCGUCGUACCUACCGCAACGGACAACACUGGUGUAGUCAACCUUGUCUUCAACACCAUGAGCCCCGGGAAUAGUUUCCCUGUCGGUUCGACCCAGGUCACUUACUUCUUUGAGGAUGAGGCUGGGAACUCCGUCAGCUGUAUUUUCACAGUUACAAUCGAAGAAGUUGAUGCCUGCCUGUCUCAGCCCUGCUUGAAUGGCGGUAUCUGCAUCCCUGAUACCCUGACCUCCUACCGAUGUGUGUGCACAGAUUGCUUCACUGGUGACCGCUGCUCAGUUCCCGUAAAUGCUUGUGAUAACAACGUUUGCCAGAACGGAGCAGCCUGUGCUCAACUCUCAGGAUCAUGUACACAGUAUGACUGCCAGUGUCCUCAGUGCUAUACCGGGCAAUACUGCGAUGUCUACGUGGAUAGCUGUGAGAACAACCAAUGUACUAAUGGAGCAGUCUGCGCCACAGAUCCCGACAAUUGUCUGGAGUACACCUGCCAGUGCCCAUCUUGCUUUACUGGACGCUUCUGUGACAUACCAAUUUCCGCCUGUGCAUCCAACAAUUGUGCAAAUGGAGCUGUUUGCGUACCAAGUUCAAACUCUCCCAACUCCGCUUUCUCUUGUUCGGAGUACACAUGCUCAUGCUCUGGAUGCUUCACCGGCGAAAGAUGUGAAAGCCAGCGUGAUGCUUGCAAUCCGAGUCCAUGUGUUAACGGUGCUGUGUGCUCAACCCUGCCAGACUCCUGCUACUCCUAUGCUUGUCAGUGCACUGGAUGCUUCACUGGUUACAACUGUGAACUACCCAUUGCUUCACCCUGUGCCGACAACCCAUGUUUGAACGGUGGUGUGUGCACUACUGUCCAGGGAACCUGCUCAGCAUAUGUCUGCUCAUGCCCCAACACCCACAUCGGUAUCAACUGUGAAACAUCGGUGAUUGUGAACCUGAAUCCAUGCAACAGCUUUCCCUGCCAGAAUGGAGCCAGCUGCCUUACAAUGGAUGGCUCAUACUACAUCUGCCUCUGCACAACUAACUUUGUGGGAACCAACUGCCAGACCUCAAAAGCCAAUAUCCCAGCCAUGGACCUGUGUGACAACACUCCAUGCCUCAACAAUGGCGACUGCUACAAUAGCUACAACAGUAACUCCGGCACAAACUUGAUCCCACAAUACACCUGCGUAUGCGGAAAUGGCUUCACUGGAUCCAAUUGUGCCCUCACAACCGGCGAUAACCCAACUCUGGAUAUCUGCGUUCUAAGUGACACACCAAACUGUGAACAGGGGGCGCCGUGUUCCAACGCCUUCCAUAGCUUCGACCAAGAUGUGGAUUACUUCUGUGCUUGCCCAGUCGGCUUCAUCGGCCACAACUGCGAGACCAUUUCACCCAACCCAUGUGCCAGUAACCCAUGUAAGAACGGAGCCCAGUGUGUUCCGACAAACACAUUCUACACUUGUCAAUGUGCAACGGGAUACAGUGGUAGCACUUGCGAGAUACCUGUCGGUGACAACACGGAUCCUGUCAUCAGCGGCUGUCCACAGUCCAUCACGAUGAAUGUCCAGACAGGAAGCAGCGCAGUCGUCACCUGGACACCACCCACAGCAACUGAUAACUCAGGCACAGCGUUCAUCGCCUUCUCAUCCAGCAGCCCAGGGAGUGUCUUCCCCGCUGGCACGACCCCAGUCUCCUAUGUCUUCUCUGAUCCGAGCCAGAAUUACGCCAGCUGCAGUUUCUUUGUCACUGUCACCGGCACAACUACUGACAACAUCCCACCAGUCAUCAGCAAUUGCCCCAAUAACAUCUUGCAAACAGCAGCCCCGGGCGCAACCAGCGCCACUGUCAGCUGGGCAGUACCUACGGCUACAGAUAAUUCCGGUAACACGGUCAACCGAGUGUCCACAGCCACUCCUGGUGCAAGCUUCAACAUCGGUUCCACAACAGUCGCCUACACUUUCAGUGACAACUCUGGCAACGACGCUGUGUGCUCGUUCAUCGUCACUGUGAAUAGUGGAACCGUAGUGGAUAACACAGCCCCAGUCAUUUCCAACUGCCCAAUGAGUGCAUCAGCAACAGCAGCGUCUGGCACCAACACAGCCGUGGUGACUUGGACUGUACCCACCGCCACAGAUAACUCUGGUGGUGUGGUGACCAGCACUUCAACGCGCAACUCUGGUGACUCAUUCACCGCCGGCGUCACCACCGUGACCUACAUCUUCUCUGACCCAACUGGAAACCAGGCUACAUGCCAGUUUGUCGUCAUGGUCAGUGACUUCACCGGCGACACACAAGCUCCUGUCAUCUCAGGGUGUCCCAACUCCCAGACUAUCUCCCCCAAUGCAGGAGCCAACACGGCCACUGCAACCUGGAUUGAGCCGACUGCAACAGACAACAGCGGCAGAGUGCCUGGUGUUGCAAGCUCCCACACCCCACCGGCUUCCUUCCCAGCCAACACAGUGACCAGAGUGUCGUACGUCUUCUAUGAUAAUGUCGGCAACUUUGACCAGUGUGAUUUCCAAAUCACAGUCACAGCUGGCACACCGGGCACAGACACCACUGCACCCGUCAUCAGCAACUGCCCAGCAGGAGCUUCGGCCACUGCAGUCCCAGGCGCAUCCUCUGCCUUUGUUUCUUGGGUAGAGCCAACGGCAGUGGACAAUGAUGGACAAACAGUUAGCGUUGCGAGGUCUCAAGCCCCGUCCACGUCCUUCAACAUUGGCACGACCUCCGUCUCUUACACAUUCACCGACACUUCUGGAAACCAGGCCCGUUGCAACUUCAAUGUAGUUGUCACUUCAGGUGGAACCGUUGUGGAUAACACAGCCCCAGUCAUAUCCAACUGUCCAAUGAGUGCAUCAGCAACAGCAGCGUCUGGCACCAACACAGCCGUGGUGACUUGGACUGUACCUACUGCCACAGAUAACUCUGGUGGUGUGGUGACCAGCACUUCAACCCACAACUCUGGUGACUCAUUCACCACCGGCGUCACCACCGUGACCUACACCUUCUCUGACCCAACCGGAAACCAGGCUACCUGCCAGUUUGUCGUCAUGGUCAAUGAUUUCACCGGUGACACACAAGCUCCGGUUAUCUCGGGGUGCCCUGUCUCAAGGAGUGUCGCUCCCGACGCAGGAACCAACGCAGCCAUCGUUUCCUGGGUUGAGCCGACUGCAACAGACAACAGCGGCAGAGUACCUGGUGUUGCAAGGUCACAUACCCCACCGGCUUCCUUCCCAGGCAACACAGUGACCAUGGUGUCGUACAUCUUCUUUGAUAAUGUCGGCAACUUUGACACGUGUAGUUUCACCAUCACUGUAUCAGCCGGGACUGGUACAGGAACCGACACCACCGCGCCCGUCAUCAGCGGCUGCCCCUCUGGAGCCUCGGCUGUAACCUCUACUCCAGGAGCCAGCGCUGCUAUUGUAUCAUGGGUUGAGCCCACCGCAACGGACAACGAUGGACAAGCGGUAACUGUCUCUAGAUCUCAAGCUCCGUCCACCGCCUUCAACAUUGGGAGCACAGCCGUCUCCUACGUGUUCACCGACACGGCUGGAAACCAGGCCACCUGCACCUUCAAUGUUGUUGUCACACCAGCCUCUAAUGUAGACAACCUCAGCCCGGUGUUCUCCUUCUGCCCGAAUGACAUCACUACCUUCGUGCAGAGUGCUGGGACGACAGCAACUGUAUCCUGGACGGUACCAUCGGUCACAGACAACUCCGGAAUCUCCCCUCAGGUCUCCUCAAACUUUGCCCCGAAUUCAGCCUUCAGCGUUGGCACCACUGUAGUUCAAUACACUGCAACUGACAAUACUGGCAACCAGGCAACUUGUGGCUUCAAUGUAAAUGUUAUUGUGGACAGUACAGCACCAGUCAUCAGCGGUUGCCCAGCUGACAGGACCGAGACUCUCCCAACUGGUGCAACAUCCGUGACCAGCGUUUGGACUGAGCCUACAGCAACGGACAACAACGGAGCGGUCACCACAACCCGGUCCCACGCACCAGGGGACACCUUCAAUCAGGGGACUACCGCAGUCACUUACGUCUUUGCCGACACCGCUGGCAACCAAGCAACCUGCUCCUUUUUGGUGACUGUUAAUGCUGUAACAACCACCAACCCAUGUAAUAGUAACCCUUGUCCCGCUGGCCAGAACUGCUACUACAGCGACGCAGAGUACCUCUGUCUAGCCCAACGAAGGAAGCGUGAUGCUGGAGAAGAUGAAUGCUUAUGCAAGAAUGGAGGAGUUUGUACUUCUGGCGAUGACUAUGAAGCUGUCAGUCGAUCCUGCCUAUGCCCUGCAGAUUUCACCGGAAUCCUCUGUGAAAAAGCGAUUGUUUCUGUAAGCUUGUGUAAGCCAAACCCCUGUGCUAAUAACGGCACAUGUGUAGAGGAUAUGUCAUCUGCAGACAUGUACACUUGUCUGUGCAGCUCAGGCUGGGAAGGAUACCACUGCAAGCAAGCCGUGGGAGAAUAUGAGCCCCGUCAUGAAGUCUCCAUCCCUACCGAAGCCUACCAAGGGAUGCAGCUCCUCGUCGGUUGCUUCAUGGCUGUCCUGGGUACGGUCAUCAUCAUCCUGGCCGCCACCAUCUGUCGACUGAUUCCUAAGCGCAACCAGAAAUUCCGCAUCGAUGAGACCCACCUCGUCCAUUAGAACUAUCAUCCAUUCACAAUGAUUUUAUUUCACCAGAAUGCUACUUAAAGGCCCAGUCUGCAGUGCACCUUGGAGGUCAGUUCAAUACUUUUUUUUUUUUUUAAGAAAUGGCUCGGGUUACUACUAUUUUGUUUGUUAAAGUCAGUGCAGAAGGUUGCGCAUUGUAUGACAUAUAUGGGAUUUCAAAUAAAUAAGCCUGAAAUCUUUUCUCACAAUAGUAUUAGCUAUAUCACAUGAGAGUGAGUGGAAUAUGGAAAAAUAUAUAGAGAUUUUGCUUUAUCUAACAAAGCCAUAUUUGCUGCACUCCAUGAGUGCGGGUGGUGUGAUAAGGAUUUCAUCUUCAAGCAUGCUUGAUGUACAGCUUAACGCAAUACGGGCUGUUUGAACAGCUGUACGUUUUGCAUAUACUUUUUAGCUUAAAAUAGCGCAGUACGCAGAGUGAGAAAAGCGCAAUACGCAGGGUGUGAUUUGGGCCACCAAUCAGAGUAAAGGAUUCAAGUUUGCUUGAAGAUGUUUGGACUAACCCUUAACUGCUUUAGGACUGGGCUGCAUCGUGGUAUUUUUUUCCCGUAGUGAUUAGUUUUUUUAUAUACCCCGACUAUUAUGCAUUAGCCAUUUGAAAAUCCAAUUUUAAUAUGUAAUUAAUUUACCUUUUUAAAAGUAUAUACAUCACAAUCACAUGUCAUGAGUAAUAUAUAAAAGCAACAAUGCAUAUCUAUGUUUUAAAUGUUACCAAGAUACUAUAACUUUUAUUGGGAAAACUGGCAGGGCAGCUUUUCAGUCAAGUACUUUUGGUAUCAAGUAUCAAGUACUAGGAUGUCCGAGUACUUCUUGAGUACAAUUACUUGGGCCCUUGAGUUUGACAAGAAAUGCCUGGGGGAAAAAUGUUUAUUUACUGGGAAGAAGGAUUUUGUACAUGGUAGAAGUAUAACUACUAAGAGUGGUUUGCAGUAGCACCGUGUGAAAAUCUCUGUUGAGAAGUGUUGGUUAUGAAACUCUGGUUGAUAACUCAAUGUUUCGAUCAGUAUGCCCUGAUCGUCUUCAGCAAAGUUUUGAUCAGUAUGCCCUGAUCGUUUUCAAGAUCCAUAAGAUGAUCAGAGCAUACUGUUCGAAACAUUGAGCUAUCGACCACCGGUUGUUUUCAGAACCAACACUUCCCAAAAGAGAUUUUCACAUGGUGUACCGCAAACCUCUAUUAGUUAUACUGGAAAGUGUUGUUUUUUUCUCCUUGUAGACAGAUAGUUUAUCUAGUUUAGAGUUUGGGAAUAACUGUCCAAACCAUUGUUGUGUGGACAAGCUGUUUACAAACCCUAGUUGACUCAUCGGAUCAAUAAAUGUGUUUGACUCACCCCAACCUCACCUAGUCACCCUUUCCCCUGACCUCAUUUCAAGGCCAAUAUUUUCUAGGUUCAUAAUACCAAGUCAUACCCUCACAAUACAGGCUUGAGCAAGCUCGAGUGUGCACCAUGGUUAACUAAAAGUUAAUUAUUUGGACUUGAACCCAGGCUGGUGGACCGUUGGUUGACUACUGUGGUCGACCAUUUGGAACCAGCCUCAUCAUCAGGACCAUGGUUUCUUCAGUGGUCCAAAAAGCCUUUUUCAUGCUAGUAUGUGUAAUGCGCAAAAGGAAACCAGUUAUUCUACAGUGUAAAUUGCAGAAAGCAAUGGAUUGUGCUCGAUGGUUGACUAGACUUUCAAGCGAGUUGUUCGAGUGAGAGCGUCACUGCGCAAGUAUGUUGCUAGUCAGUGGUCAAUCACGGGUCGACUAAUGUAUGCACUCAAACUUCGCUCCUUGCUUGAAAAGAAAAUAUGAUCAUUCUUUGCUGCUGUGUUUUUCAGCAUUAGUCAUCGACAUAAAGUCGAUGACUCGCCUAUUAUUUAAGGUCACCAAAUUGGGGUGAAAUGAGAACACAAUUUAGGCUUAGAGUACACACCUGUAUUCACUGACCCCUCGCUCUCGUAGACUGUCCUGAAUUAGGUCAGCGACAUUUAUAUUAGUCUGCUUUACGUGUCUGAUUUUGUUUAUUGGAAGAUCCAAAUCAUUUUAGCCAUUAUAAUCAACAGAAUUGUAAUUGUGAAACUAACCUUCUUUUAUACGAGCCACUUUUUGUAAACGUUUUUUUAUGAGUUGUUAAGUCUUUUAUCUUGUACUUGUAGCUUUUUAGAAUUUUGUAAAUGCAUGUUUCUGUAUAUUUUUGAAAGAUAACCAAUUUGCAGGAAAACUACAAUAAAAGUUUGGAUUAUAAAAUGGAACAAAACAAUUGGGUGCAUAUUUUUUAUUUCUUGUCAAGUUUUGUUUUGUUGCCCUGUAUGGUCUGCAAAACAAA